Molecule: messenger RNA, 2108 nt
Organism: Sodiomyces alkalinus F11
Lineage: Eukaryota; Fungi; Ascomycota; Sordariomycetes; Glomerellales; Plectosphaerellaceae
Product: purine-cytosine permease FCY21
Exons: 4
Coding region: 324-1856 (510 amino acids)
Biological process (GO): transmembrane transport
Cellular component (GO): plasma membrane
Molecular function (GO): transmembrane transporter activity
Source: RefSeq, a predicted model, not a curated record
CGCGGCGUGAAAAAACUCCCUGUGGAGGCUGUCGGCUGCCGGCAUUUCUCGAGGAGGCUGAUCACUGCUUGACUCACAGACUCACUCAUAUCCGCCCCUAAUAGCCCGUGAGUGAGCCAUCGACUCACGUCCCGUCCUCCAACGCCUACAUGUAGCUGUCUUUGGUGUCCGGUCAACCAAAGAUAUCUUCAAGCAGCAACAUUUCAACCCUCGGUUGAACUCAAGGGACACCGCCUGGUCCGCCUCGCUGGACCUUCGCCCGACUAUCCCUCCCCGGGCCUCCCCGGCUUUCUCUCUGUCAUUUGUUGAGACGGUGAGCUGCGAUGGACGUCGAGGCGGGAAGAGAUCCCACCAUCCAGGGGACAAUCCAGGAUGGAGAGACUGCAUGUGAGAAACCCACAUGCACCCACGAAGACCCAUCCACCUCCCCCCGGAGUCCGUCCACCUUCUCCAGCCUGCUCCGCAAGGCCCUCGCCCUGGGCCGGGUCGAGGAACGGGGCGUCGAGCCGUUGAGCCUGGACCACCGGACCUCCACGCGGUAUAUCAACUGCUUUACCAUCUGGUGCUCCAUGAACGCCAACAUUCUUCCAAUCACCUUUGGGCUGAUGGGCCCCAAGUACUACGGCCUGGGCUUCCGGGAUAGCGUCCUCAUCAUCGUCUUCCUCAUCCUCCUCACCACCUUGGCGCCCGCCUUCCUCUCCACCCUGGGGCCCAAGACGGGCAUGCGCCAGAUGAUCCAGGCGCGAUUCAGCUUUGGCCGCUAUAUCGUCUCCAUCCCCGUCGUCCUCAACCUCGCCACCCUAACCGGCUUCUGCAUCAUCAUCUUCGUCGUCGGCGGCCAGUGCCUCUCGGCCGUGAGCGACGGCGCCCUGUCGCCCACCCUGGGCAUCGUCCUCAUCGCCGUCUUCGCCCUGUCCAUCUCCUUCUGCGGCUUCAAGAUCCUGCACUUUUACGAGUCGUACGCCUUCAUCCCCGCUGUGAUCGCUAUUGUCAUCGCCACGGGGACCGGCGGCGCCCAUCUGCAUGACCGCCCCCAGGUUCCGCCCCCUUCGGCGCCCCAGGUGCUCAACUAUGCCAUGGUCAUGGCUUCGUACAUGAUCCCUUGGGCUUGUAUUGCUUCAGAUCUGACCACCUAUUUUGAUCCUCGGCCGCGUUAUGCCUCCCUCCGCGUCUUCACCUUCAGCUACCUCGGCCUCAUCCUCCCCACCAUCCUCCUCAUGACCCUAGGCGCCGCCAUCGGCAGCGCCAUCCCCAACGUCCCCGCCUGGAACCAAGGCUACGACGACACCCUCGUCGGCGGCGUGCUGGCUGCCAUGCUCGCGCCCGCCGGCGGCUUCGGCAAGUUCGUCGUGGUCCUCCUGGCCUUCACGCUCCUCGGCAACGUCGCGGGCACCAUGUACGCCAUCUCGCUCAACUUCCAGACCAUGGUUCCGUGGCUGGUGCGCGUGCCGCGGUGCGUCUUCGCCGUCGUCAUCACCGGCAUCACCAUCCCCAUCGCCAUCCGCGCCGCCGACGACUUCUUCCUCAACCUCGAGAACUUCGUCGCCCUCAUCAGCUACUGGUCCGCCGAGUUUGUCGCCAUCGUGCUGGUCGAGCACUUGGUCUUCCGCCGCGGGGACGCAAAGGCGUACGCCCAUGACGCGUGGAACGAUGCGCGGAGGCUCCCUACCGGCCUUGCGGCCCUCGGGGCUGCCGUCCUGAGCUUUGGCUUGAUCGUGCCUUGCAUGUCACAGGCGUGGUUUGUCGGUCCUAUCGCCAAGACGACGGGGGAUAUCGGGUUCGAGGUUGCCUUUAUCUUGAGUGCGCUGUUGUAUCUGCCUUUGCGGUGGGUAGAGAAGAGGGUCCUAAACAGGUGAUUCACUGUAAAAGAAGCUGGCAAUGAAUAAAUGAGAGAUGAUUUUAGAUGAUAUGGUCCAGGUUAUAAUCAUGUGCUGGCUCGGCUUUCCAAUAGAUGGUUCGCCCUUGUGCCCCUUGAGUACGACCACACAUCGUCGUCCACAUGACGCCCCUACAACCUCGGCCAUAAUUCCGACAUCCCAGAUGAUCUCCAUCACCUGUAUGAGAACCGACGAGUCGGCGACAGAUCUCAAGUUAUCCUUCCUCCCUAC